This is a messenger RNA of Acanthisitta chloris (rifleman), 462 nucleotides long. RefSeq names its product retinoic acid receptor responder (tazarotene induced) 2 (gene RARRES2). NCBI's taxonomy places the organism in Eukaryota, Metazoa, Chordata, Aves, Passeriformes, Acanthisittidae. The record is from RefSeq and is a predicted model, not a curated record. The annotation marks the transcript as partial. Gene Ontology annotation, biological process: regulation of lipid catabolic process; inflammatory response. Gene Ontology annotation, molecular function: signaling receptor binding. The transcript has 4 exons.
CUGGGCGCGGUGGCCGCGGUGGCCGCGGGUCAGACCCCGCUCCAGCGGCGUGUGGUCAAGGAUGUGCUGGAAUACUUCCACGGACGGAGCAACGUGCACUUCCUCUAUAAGGAAAGAGAGGUGGAAGGGGUCGUCGAGAGGGAGGAUUCCUCGGGGACGUUCGUGCAACUCCGGCUGGGCCUGGCACAGACAGCCUGCAGGAAACGAGCGCCGCAGCGGCACUGCCGCAUGCUGGACAGCAGGCGGAAGCCAAUCUGCCUAGCCUGUUACAAGUUUGACACCAGCGACGUCCCCAAGGUGCUGGACAAGUACCACAACUGCGGCCCCAGCCACUACCUGGCGGUGAAGGAGAUCCGACAGAAGGAUGAGGCAGAGUGCCGUGCGGUGGAGGAGGCUGGGAAGGGGGGGGACAUGCUGUACCUGCCCGGAAUGUUUGCCUUCUCCCGGGGGCUGCCCUCAUAG